Cygnus atratus (black swan) is the source of this 2196-nucleotide messenger RNA. RefSeq names its product tripartite motif containing 42 (gene TRIM42). Gene Ontology annotation, biological process: positive regulation of DNA-templated transcription. The transcript is spliced from 5 exons. Gene Ontology annotation, cellular component: chromatin; nucleoplasm. Gene Ontology annotation, molecular function: protein binding; ubiquitin-protein transferase activity; zinc ion binding. The coding region runs from base 1 to 2196 and encodes 731 amino acids. NCBI's taxonomy places the organism in Eukaryota, Metazoa, Chordata, Aves, Anseriformes, Anatidae. The record is from RefSeq and is a predicted model, not a curated record.
AUGGAUGAAAAUGGAUGUACCUUUUCAAUUUGCCCAUGCUUCUCAAAUUGCUUUUACCUGACUUGCCAUAGCAGAAAGAAAGAAUGCUGCUUAUGUUGGCGCUUCCUAUUUACCAGCGAGCAGAACUGCACCUGUUUCCCAUGUCCAUAUGAAGAAGACAAACCUUAUCAGUGCUGCCACUGCUCAUGUGCAGAGCACGCAAAUUGCUGGUGGUGCUGCUGCUCUUGUUCAAAUAACCCAGACUGCAAAUGCUGCUGCUACGGUGGAGAGAAUUCAGCAUGUCAGUACUAUGCAAGCAAAUGCUGCAGAAACCCCAUCUACGAACAGUCAAGAUCAUCAGCAACUGUUCAGUCAAAAGAUGUCAUGUCAAGAUUUAGAACUAGGAAUAACGCAUUUGUCCAUAUACCAGAAAGGAAUGCCUCUAACCAUGCCUUCCGUGACCAGCUUGCCUGUCCGCUGUGUAAGCAGUUGUUUCUCCAGCCAUUUAUGCUGCCAUGCAAUCACUGCAUUUGUGAGAAGUGUAUAACUAAAAGCAAGACCAAAGCUGAAGCAACAGACAACUUUUAUAUCAUUGUAUGCCCAGUAUGUAGUAAAGCACAUUGUCUCCCCUACACUAAUAAAAUUCAGCUGAGGAAGAAUUACCUCAGAGCAAAACUAGCCAAGAAAUAUAUGCGCAGACAUGGCAUUCUGAGGUGGAGAUUUGACUACAGUGAAAGACCAGUCCACUGUGAAAUCUGCAGGAAGAGAAGAAGAAUGGCAACCAAAAGAUGCAAAACAUGCGGAAUUAACAUGUGCAAUGAAUGUCUGCAUUUAUACCAUAGUGAAAAUGGUGCUCAAGACCACAUUUUCACCAAAGCACACCAAGAAGAUAAUGAACAGUGGCCCUGCCUGCUACAUUGCAACUCACACCUCUCCGAAUACUGUCUGGACGACCACAAACUGAUCUGUGGGUUCUGCAAGAACUCACUGCACAACGAUCACGAGACUAUUCCCUUGGCAGUUGCAUGUUCAAAAGAGGCCGCUUCCCUCUCCAGCACAAUUGUAAAAUUUAAACGAGCACGCCAAGGGGUUGAUAAUGAUCUAAUGGAAGUUAUCUUGUUAAAAAAUAAUUUCCAGACCUACAAGGAUGCCAAAAGGAAGGAGAUCAGAAAUGGAUUCUUAAAAUUACGUAUGGUUCUUCAUGAACAAGAAAAAGAGAUGAUGGAGUUGCUUGAGAACAUUGAACUUAAAAAACAGAAAGAAAUUUCAGAAUAUGUAAACUAUACAUCCAGUCAGCUCUCAUAUAUGGAUGGCCUUAUUCAGUAUGCUGAAGAGGCUCUUAAGGAGGAAAGUCAAAUUGUGUUUCUACAAUCUGCACACUGCUUGGUGAAAGAAAUAGAAGAUGCAAUUCCUUCCAUUUUCCAUCCUAGUCCACUUCUCAGAGAAGAUCCUUUAAGAAAACUUCAACUCAACUUUGAUGAACUUUUUGCCAUUUUACAGGGACUUGUCCCAUCCCUUAGUGGAAUAAAACAAUCAGACAGUAAGGCAGAAAAGAAUCCCUAUUUUUUUAACCCAGAAAUAAUGCUUCCAAGGCAUGUUUCAAGCACUCACGAAGACAAACAAGCAACAUUGCUCCGAAGCACAUCUUUAAAUUCUGUGUUUGAAUCAGGCACGAUGAUUAAGAACACUCCUGGAAGACGACCAAGCUCUAUGCCUCCCCAUCAUUCUACACAGAGUAAUAACAUGUGUGCAUUUUGGGAUGCAGCUUGUGAAACUCCAAUAAAAGAAAGAAAAUAUCAGUUUGUUAACCUUCCAAGUCCAGAACCUAUAGAAAAAUUAUCAGUCUCAGUGCCAGGACACGUUGUUAUAUACCAGACUGUUGUCUACCCAAGGUCUGCCAAAAUUUACUGGACUUGUCCAAUAGAAGAUGUAGAUUUCUUUGAGGUAGAGUUUUAUGAAGUUGUUGGCAUUGGUUCUGAUAACAUUGUCCAGACACAACUAGAUGGCCUGUUAAGCAAAAUACAACAGCAGAACCUUGAGAUACGUAAUCUUGAUCCAAAUACAGAAUACCUUUUUAAAGUCCGUGCUGUCAAUAAAAGUGGUGAAGGAGAAUGGAGUGAAAUCUGUAAGAUAACCACUUCAGAUGAACACAGAAUAAUUCAAGACAGAUGGGGGAUUCAGAAGAGUAUGCAGGGUGCUCUGCAUACACCGAAAUGA